AGAGACUUGAAGAAUGUUUCUGGUGAGUGUGGCGCUGCUGCUCCUGCUCCUUUACUUGGCUUCUCGUAAACCACGAGGCUUCCCCCCAGGACCAGCUCGGCUGCCUCUUGUGGGCUUCUCACCGUUCCUGGAGACACACUUAACCUUCAAGCACAUGUGGCGGCUCUCCUGCACCUACGGCCCCGUCGUCGGGGUCUACUUUGGCCCCCAAGCCACCGUCAUCGUUAACGGGUGGGAGGCCGUGAAAGAGUCACUCAACAACGAAGAUUUAAAUGGUCGACCUUUUAAUCUUUAUCUCCAUCUUGCAUACAACGGUGUGAAAGGUAUGAUGUAUGUGGAGGAAGAUCUGUGGAAAGAACAGCGACGGUUCACACUCCACCAGUUUCGUAACUUAGGCUUCAGUAAAAGGUCACACGAGAACAUCAUCCAGGAGGAAGCCAGAGAAUUAAUCCAGGAGAUGCAGGAUGCUGACGGCAGUGUAUCACUUCAGGAGCUGCUCGGAGUAUCGCUCGUCAACAUCCUGUGGGCGGUGAUGGGCGGCACCAGGUUUGGCAGGAAGGAUGAGCACCUCCUGGACUUGGUCAACAAGGUCCACAAGAUGUUUCGUGCUGGUGAACUUGGCGGGGGCCUGGUCAACGCUCUCCCAUUUUUGCUUCACGUUUGGCCCCGAGACUCCAAUUUCUAUACUGUUGUCGACGCCCGGCGGCUUGUCCUUGAUUUCGUGAGAAAGGCUGUGGAGGAGCACAAGGCCACCCUCGACCCUGACAACCCCCGUGAUUUCAUUGAUAUUUACAUCAAUGAAAUAUACAAAAAUCAACAUAAUCCCGACAUUUCAUUCACAGAGGAACAGUUAUCGGCAUUGUGUACUGACGUGUUCGGCGCUGGAGUAGAGACGGGCUCCUCAACUGUGUCCUUCGCAGUGCUGCUGACGAUCCUUCAUCCACACGUAAUGCACAACAUGCAGCAGGAACUAGACAGUGUUUUGGGUCAAGACCGCUUUCCUUCCAUGGACGACCGCAAUACACUGGUGUACACGGAAGCGACGCUGAUGGAGGCAUUCCGCCAUAGCGGGGCAGCGCCUCUCACCAUUCCUCACAAGGCCCUGAGGAACACCACACUGAUGGGCCACCAGAUCCCGGCCAACACAAUGGUGAUGAACAACCUGUACAGCGUGCACAUGGACCCUCACUACUGGGACGACCCUCACCUCUUCCGGCCGGAGCGGUUCAUCAACCCUGACGGCUCACUGCGCAAGGAUGAGCGUCUCAUUCCCUUCGGCAAAGGCCGUCGUAUAUGUCCAGGAGAGUCCCUGGCCAGGAUGACGUCCUUCAUGCUGUUCGCAGCUCUCUCCCAACGCUUCACCUUCGCCCUGGACCCCAAAGUCCCUGUGCAUAACACGGAGGGCAAGUUUGGGUUCACUCUCGGACCUCCAGAGUUCAAAGUCUUCGCUGAGCCCAGGUUCUAGAGCCUCGCCCUCCUACCAGUUUAAUUGUAUUCCCUUUGGAGAUGUGCAUCACGGAGUCCCUCACGAGCAGAAAAGCAACAAUACAGUAUCCAGAAACGAAGUCGAUCGAACUUAUGUUUUUAGAA
Homarus americanus (American lobster) is the source of this 1590-nucleotide messenger RNA. Its product is annotated as methyl farnesoate epoxidase-like. The transcript is spliced from 10 exons. The record is from RefSeq and is a predicted model, not a curated record. Gene Ontology annotation, molecular function: oxidoreductase activity, acting on paired donors, with incorporation or reduction of molecular oxygen, reduced flavin or flavoprotein as one donor, and incorporation of one atom of oxygen; iron ion binding; heme binding. Gene Ontology annotation, biological process: xenobiotic metabolic process. Bases 14 to 1465 code for a protein of 483 amino acids. Lineage: Eukaryota; Metazoa; Arthropoda; Malacostraca; Decapoda; Nephropidae. Gene Ontology annotation, cellular component: cytoplasm; intracellular membrane-bounded organelle.